AUGGUUAAACUACACGUUAAACAUGGCGAUGAAAGUCAAUUCUUAUAUGAAACAACAACCAACAUUCCGAUUGAUGAUUUAAUUCAUCAGAUAUCUUUACUCUACAAUGGCCGAUUAAAAGUUCAUCGAAUUUGCAAUGAAAUGUCCAUGUUAGCCAAACAUGGCAUAACACUACCUGUGAAUAUGCAGGGUUUAACCGAUGAUCAAAUAACUGAUUUGAAAUUAAAAGAUGAAUAUGAGGAUACAUGUAUACCGAUGGAUGGCUACGUCGAAGAAGCAGAUGUAAUGGGAAAACGAAAUGGACGAGCACCGACGGAAAAAAUGCGAUCAAUCAUAGAACGAACUAUUCAAGAAGCAAAGGACAAGAUAUCCAAAAAAUUAGUUCAAGCUGAUCAAUGUAUAACAUGUGAUCAGAUAAACGAAGCAUUACAACAAUUGAAAGGUGCAGUCAUGAUUGUUUAUCCCAUGGGUUUACCACCCUACGAUCCUGUUGAACUCGAAUUCAAAAAUCAAGAAGAACUUGAGGGCACACAAGAUAGUCUCGAUGUUAUUCCUGAACCUAAUAUGACAAUUUGGUUUAGUGGAAAGGAAAUGCAACGUGGCAAAGUUCUUGCUGAUUUUGUCGGUAAAAAUGAAAAGACGAAAAAAGGUAAUGCUGCACCAGCACGAGAACGUGUCGUAUCCGAAGACGAACAAAAACAAAUGAUGGCAUAUUAUUAUAGAAAACAACAAGAAAUGAAAAAACUCGAAGAAAACGAAGAUAGUUCCUACAUGGAUUCAGCAUGGGCUGAUCCCAAUUCGCUAAAACGUCAAUUUCAAGGCUUAAACGAUAUCAAAUGGAAACCGCGAUAA
Adineta ricciae is the source of this 852-nucleotide messenger RNA. NCBI's taxonomy places the organism in Eukaryota, Metazoa, Rotifera, Eurotatoria, Adinetida, Adinetidae. The record is from the annotation of a GenBank genome assembly.